Cucumis melo (muskmelon) is the source of this 1484-nucleotide messenger RNA. Its product is annotated as probable E3 ubiquitin-protein ligase XERICO. The record is from RefSeq and is a predicted model, not a curated record. The transcript has 4 exons. Bases 302 to 784 code for a protein of 160 amino acids. NCBI's taxonomy places the organism in Eukaryota, Viridiplantae, Streptophyta, Magnoliopsida, Cucurbitales, Cucurbitaceae.
AUGAGGUUCCUCCGAUCGCCUAUAUAACUAGCCAAAAGGACAGUGAAUUAGUCGAAUCAAGAUGAACUGAUCAUCAAUCUUCUUCAAUCUUUACCUUCUCCACAACUCCACUGCUUUUCUUCAAUUUUUUCCCUUUUCGAUCCUACUAUCUCUGUUCUCGAGUACUAAAAGCAAUUGAACUCUGUUGUGAAGAAAGGCUUGCUUGCAAAUUACAACCUCUGAAUCAUUGUGUAUUUCUGAUCAAUCUGCUAAUUUUAUUCCUGCUGUACCGACUGAGUUUGUGAAGUCUGCUUUAAACACGAUGGGUCUCUCCAGUCUCCCAGCUCCGUCUGAAGGAGUUCUGAACGUGAUUCUUGUAAACACUGCACUAUCCAUUUCCAUGCUCAAAUGCAUUGUUCGUUUAAUCCUUCACAUGGUAGGAAUCCGUCUCUCAUGGCCAUCAUCUGUAGUCUCAUCAACAGAUUCCUUUGAGAACUCCUCAGAGUUGGGAGAUUCCAAUUUUGGCUCUUCUUGGAAUUACCUUGAGAUGUUUCGAAAUCGAUAUCCAAGGAUUAGAUUUGAUAAAGUAAAGAGCUCAGAUUGUCGUGAACAUGACUGCUCUGUCUGUUUAACUCAAUUUGAACCUGAAUCGGCGAUAAAUCACUUAUCUUGUGGCCAUCUUUUUCACACCGAAUGCUUGGAGAAGUGGCUGGACUACUGGAACAUCACAUGCCCUCUUUGCAGAACUCCUCUAAUGUCUGAAGAAGAGAAAUCUUGCUUUUGGAUAUUUGCUAAAGCAUUAUGAUCAUUUAUCGAAAAGUUCUCACGUCAGGCUUCAGAAAAGAGAGGAGUGGUACCCCUACUUGGUUGCUAAUGGACUGUAGCUAGGACAAGGCACGGUUCAGAUACCAAGUCUUUCCUAUUGGACGUUUCUUGCAGUUUUCAGCCUCCUUAAACCUACUAAAAUCAAAGUGAAAUCUUCCUCUACUAUAUGCUGUGAUGCUGAAAACUGCCUUCUCUCCCUUGCUUAUCUUCGUGAAACUGAACAUUAGAGUUGCUCCAUGGAAAUCGAGCAGCUCAAUCCAUUAGAUAGUCAACAUGAUUCUGGAGAUCAUAUGCUCGAAUACCAAAAGGAUAAAACCAGAAUGGACUCCAAAAUGAAGAGAGAGAGAGAGGGUAUAGACUAACGUUUUGAAAAAAAUUAAACAGGUUGAUAAUAGCUUUCGACAACUUCUCCCUCAAGCUUGACCGACACAUAUCUCCCUCUUACGACCUUACUUUAGUAGGAUAAGUUCACAACCAUGUCCUUGAAUUAAAAAAAAAAAAAAACAUAUAAUCCCCCAUCUUCCUUUGUAACUGUCUGCUACCAGUCUUCCUUUAUUCUUUCAUAUAAAGUGAUGUAAUUCAAGAGUCAACAGCAAGAUGUUGACAUGGUCCAUUGCAUAUGUGUUAGAGGAAGAGUUAAGGAUGAAUAAACUAAAGAAAGAUCAUCUCAAUUUUCCUUA